AUGGAGGCGGUGCACCUGGGACCCAAUUGCUCCUUCAAGCAUCUACUGCAGGCGGUGGCCACCGCGCGCGAGACUCAGGGCGUUGCAAAGGACAGCACGUUGGUCGAUACAUCGGGAGCGUUGCUUACAGAAGAAUGGUGGGAUCGGGCGGCACCGCGUCUUGCUAUUCUGCGCGAGAAAGGAGCACCCAUCGACAUCAAGAGUAAAGCGAACAUAACGCCUGUGCCCAACAUCAUCAGUUCGUUCAUUGUGGACAUUCAGCCGCUC
Messenger RNA from Acanthamoeba castellanii str. Neff, 267 nucleotides. RefSeq lists its product as uncharacterized. The annotation marks the transcript as partial. The record is from RefSeq and is a predicted model, not a curated record. The transcript is spliced from 3 exons. Lineage: Eukaryota; Discosea; Longamoebia; Acanthamoebidae.